Molecule: messenger RNA, 3538 nt
Organism: Condylostylus longicornis
Lineage: Eukaryota; Metazoa; Arthropoda; Insecta; Diptera; Dolichopodidae
Gene: loh
Product: thrombospondin type-1 domain-containing protein 4
Exons: 7
Coding region: 864-2669 (601 amino acids)
Biological process (GO): extracellular matrix organization
Cellular component (GO): extracellular matrix
Molecular function (GO): metalloendopeptidase activity
Source: RefSeq, a predicted model, not a curated record
ACCGUUAACAUGUUGAUAAUAACGACAAGAGAAUAUUACGGAUAACACGCGCAAAAAAAAAAGUAUUGUCUUUACAUUUUUUAAACUCGCACUUUAGAGAAUUCUUUUUGCUUUUCUAAGGACCGGACCGCAAUAUGAUUUCUUUUUGAAUAUAUUCGAAAAUUUUAAAGCUAAAUUUUGUUUUUGUAAUAAUUUGUAAACUUUAAAUAAUUUAAGUGUACAUGUGUACCUAUAUUAAGUACAUUAAGAUCGCUUGCGGCAGCUAUUCAUAAUUUGAAUCACAAGAGACGUAUGAAUUAAAAAAUAAUACAAAAAAAAGAAGUGAAAUCAAUAAAAUAAAUAUAAAAAAAUAGUUAGAAUUUUUCUUUCGGUUUUAUUGAACUUUUAAUAUUUUUGCUUUUUUUUGUAAUAAUAUUUUUAUGAUGGUACUAUUUUUUCUAUAUCGGCAAACUAUUCACAUACAAAAAAAAUACGCAUAAAUGCGGAUAGAAUAAAUUAACAUUUAAACGCAUUUUGGCUAAAAUCAAAAUAUUGAAAUUAUUUUGUGAAUAUUUUUAUGAUUAAUCGCAGCCAUUACUUACAUUGUAUAUAGAAAUAUUAAUAUAAAAUUUGCAAAACGAAAUUUAAAAAAAAUACACAAAUUUAUUUGCGCUGAUAUUAUUAAUUAAAUAACGGUGCCUCUGUGAUUCUAUAAUACAUUUUAUUAUUGCAUACCUACGUGAGCAUAUGAGACAAAAUAAAUGCUAAUCGAAUCAUUGUUUAGAACGUAUUUUCCAUAUUUUAAGAAUAACAAAAUUUAAACUUCUCGUAGAUAAAGAAUUAAACCUUAAAAAAUAAUCCAAAUUUUAAAAAAUAUUGAGAAGAUGGCAUUUUAUAAAAUUAUUUUAGCAAUUUUGGCAAUUCACCAUGGUGGUGUUAUAACUGGAUCAUUUGCAAAUAGCGGUACAAUACCAUGUGGAGGUUUAUUAUGUAGACCAAUUUCAGGAAUUUUUACUAAAGAUCCACUACCAAACGAAUAUGUUCAUGUUGCAACUUUACCAGCUGGUGCAUCAAAUAUUUCAAUAACAGAAUUGAAAAAUAGCAAAAAUUUAUUAGUGCUAAAAUUACAUAAUGGUAAAUAUGUUUUUAAUGGUGAACAAACACCAUCAAGAAGUGGACCAUAUGAAAUAGCUGGUGCAACAUUUGAUUAUAGACGAAUUGAUGGUUUGAUUGCAACUGAUGGAAAAGAAAUUGAAGGUGUUACAGAAUGGAUUACAUGUCUGGGACCAAUACGUGAAACAAUUGAAUUAAUGGUAUUUGUAACAGAUAAAAAUCCCGGAAUCAAAUAUGAAUAUCUUUUACCAGUUUUAUCAAAUUCAGAAGAAGAUGAAAAUUCAAAUUCUAUUGAAUCUGAUGGUGAAGUUCAUUUAAAAUCAGGAGAUGAUGACAAUUUACCAACAUCGGUAACAGUGACCAAACCACGUCGAAAAAGACGAUUCCAAUGGAAAGUUGUUGGUUUUAGUCCAUGUAGUAAAUCUUGUGGUGGUGGUACACAAACACCUAUCAUACGCUGUGUGCGUGAAAUACCAAAACGAUUUUAUUCAGCUAAACGUUGUUCACAUACAGAAAAACCAAUUUUAAAUGAAAAUCUAUUACGUUGUAAUACACAACCCUGUCCAGCAUAUUGGAGAAUUGAAGAUUGGGGUGAUUGUAGAUGUCAUUUAGGUGAAGGUUUUCGUGAACGUGAAGUAAGAUGUGUACAAGAAUUAGCAACUGGAAUUGUUAUACAAGUUAAUACAGCUGCCUGUUUGGAAGAAGAACCAUCAAGAAAGAAACGUUGUGAAUGUCCAAAAACAUCAACAUCAUCAAGACGAAAACAUUAUUUAAAUCACAUUCAUCAUAAUCGUAAUAAACAUCAAUCAAGAUCACCUGUUGUCGAUAAUUUUAUAAUGAAUAGUAGUACAGUGGCACCACAAAAACAACAUGAUUAUAAUAAAUCUGGUACAUGGUUAGUAUCAGAUUGGAAUCAACAUUGUUCAGCUGAAUGCGGUACCGGAAUUGAAUAUCGUUCAAUAUUUUGUGAUAGAUCACCACCAAAUUCAGAUAGAUGUGAUUUACGUUUUACACCAGAUACAACGAGACCAUGUGAAAAUGAACGUUCAUGUGAUACUGGUGAAUGGUUUACAAGUCCAUGGAGUCAAUGUAGUGGUAGUUGCUUUAAUUUAACAAGAAAUCGUCAAGUUAUAUGCAUACGAAAUCAAUUAAUUGUUGAAGAUGAUGAAUGUAUAUUAAAUGAGAAACCAGAACAAUUACAAAAUUGUACUUUUCAAGAUGUUGAUUAUUGUAAACCAAGAUGGCAUUAUUCAUCAUGGACAGAGUGUUCGAAAUCAUGUGAUGGUGGUACACAAAGACGAACUGUUAAAUGUCUUGAAUUGGAUAUCAAAGAAAAUACAUUAAAAGAAUCACAAAGAUGUCGAUAUGCUGAACGUGAACCAAUUUACAGAAGUUGUAAUACACAUAAUUGUCAUGAACCACGUGUUGAAAUGAUCCAAAAUGAUAUUGCAACAUGUAAUGAUGAAUUUUCAAAUUGUCAUUUAGCUGUUAAAGCGAAAUUAUGUGGUCAUGAAUAUUAUCAACAGAAUUGUUGUUAUUCAUGUCACGUUGAAUUAUUUAAUAAUAGUAAUGAAUAGAAAUAAUUAAUUAAUUUAUUUAAAAUUUAUUUUAUUUUAGUUUGAAAAAUUUUUUAAAUUUUACUAAAAUUCGAAUUUUAGUAAAAAUAUAUCUUUAAUGAUUUAUUGUCCUUUUUGUAAUUUCUCUUGCGAUUUAGAAAUUUUUAAAGUAACCUAGGGACAAAAUUAAAAAAUAAUAAGAAAGGUUGGAAGUUUAAUAUACUUUUGGGAACUUCCUUUACAAUUAUAAUUAUUCAGACUUUGCAUCUCAUAUUUUUGCAGAAUUCAGGAAAGCAUAACACAAGCUGAGUUGUGCGCAGUUAUAACAUAUGAGAAUUAUUAAUAGAAAUUCUAUACUUUAUCAUUUAUAUUUUUAAAUUACGGAUGCAAAUUGCUACUAAUAUUCUGUUAAUUUGCUUCUUUGAGUUUAAGAGUUGAGUUAUAAUUACAAUUUAGUUAUGGCAAUCAACAUUAUAAGGUAACCAGAAGCAUUAGUGUCGUAACCCAAAUACAUGAAAAUAUUACUUAUUACUUAAAUCUCUGUAGCAUAUUUUCUCUGUCAGGAUCAAUGAUGAAAAAUUUUUAAUUAAGUGGCUUAACACAUAUUGUGACUUAAUAAUAUUAAUAUGGGCUACGCAGUUAUGCUUCUGAGUCCUUUAUAUUUAAUCUUUGAAAAACUUACUUUUGUUUUUUAAUUAUAUAUGUACAAGUACAUAAUAUUUAAUUAAAUAUACUUUCUUAUUAUAAUCAUAACAUGAAUUUAGUUGAAAUAAUUAUAUUUUUAGUAUUAUUAUUAAUUAUACAUUUUAUGUAUAUGAAUAUACAACACAUAAUAUGACAUAUUAAUAUAAUAAAAUAAAAUUAAUAUUAAGACUUAAAACAGAUUUUUA